GAGGUUGUAGCAAUGUAGGAGUUGGUCUCUUCCCCCAGGUAACCCAGUAAUAGGAUGAGAGGAAACGGCCUCAGGUUGUGCCAGGGGAGGUUUAGAUUGGAUAUUGGGAAAAAUUUCUUCACCAAAAGGGUUGUCAAGCAUUGCAGUGGGCUGCCCAGGGAAGUGGUGGAGUCACCGUCCUUGGAGGUAUUUUAGGUAUGUGGCACUUAGAGACAUGAGCUAGUGGUGGACUUGGCAGUGUUAGGUUAAUGGUUGAACUUAAGAUCAAGUCUUCCAACCUAAAUGAUUCUCUGAUUCUACCAGAAUGCAUAAGCUUUUUAUUUUUGUCAUUCAUCCGGGUGCUGUUACGUCAUUAGCAUUUUUAAAGCACUAAUUCUUUCCUUACUUCUUGGAGGUAUCUUAUGUACUUAAAAUUAUUACAAGUUUUCUUAAACCAAAGCAUAUUUGUGAUUGAUUGCAAUGCUUUUAAUGGUUUUUAAUGUAAAUCUGAUGAUUUAGUUUGGUAGUUUUAGAUUGUUUUUUGGAAAUGAAACCUAUCUUAAGACUUAAGAGUGAAGAAAGGUAGAAGCCCUUAAGAGAUUUUGCAGCAAACUAUUGACACAUGGUUUCAUUGUCAUUAAAACCAUUACUACUAAUAGUACAAGAAAUGAGCAGUGCAGCUCAACUGUUACUAGUAUGCAGCAAACUAGAAGAGGAAGAAGUGUAGUGGGAAUAUAUCCUGGUUAUCAGGAGACUUACAUGGUGUGUUCUUUGUUUAAAAAUAUUUUGAAGGGAAAAAUAGAAGUUCCUAUUACAGAGUUUUCCAUAAUAAAACAGAUAUUGAUUUGUCAGACUUUUAUUAAGUUAGUUUUUAAAAAGUAAUUGUUUAAAGCCUUUUGAUUUGCAUUAAAGAAGAAAAAAGAGAUGCAUUAAUUGCAUCAUAGAAUAAGAGUAGAAUUAUCCUGGGUUUGUUUGGAGUUUUUUAAUGAGAAGUUUGCAUAGAAAAGCUGUAAAAUACUUUGUAUAAAGAUAGAACCUUCAAUCAUAUAAGUAUUAUGAUAACAUUCAAUUCCCACUCCUAGUGCAUUUCUGUUUUAGAGACUUAAGUAAUAUAUAUACAUAAAGCUGGUGUUUCAGAAAUGAAGGUUAUGAUCUCAGUGCUUAAUUGAUGUUUUUUUCUGGCUUUUUCUGAGAUUCUGCUUUACUCCUGUUAGUCUCAGUGGAGAUGGUAUGGAUGUGAUUUUUUAGUGCUUAGGAUACUGCAGGAAUAUAAGAGGAUGUUUUGGGUAGCAAGAUACUGGUGCCUCUGAAUACUAUAUGAGCAGCACUGUGGCUAGCCCGAUGUCAGCACUUGCCUCUUCAAGCAGUGGGAGAAAAUCUACAAGCUUUACGCCUGAGUUGCAGAGUAUGAUGUUUUCCUUGGGAGAUGCUCGCAGGCCGCUCCAUGAAACUGCAGUACUGGUUGAAGAUAUUGUCCACACUCAGCUGAUAAAUUUGUUGCAGCAAGCAGCUGAAGUUUCUCAGUUGAGAGGAGCACGAGUCAUCUCUGCUGAAGAUCUCCUGUUCCUAAUGCGCAAAGAUAAGAAGAAGCUUAGAAGGCUACUUAAAUACAUGUUUUUUCGAGACUAUAAAUCUAAAAUUGUCAAAGGAAUAGAAGAAGAUGACCUCCUUGAAGACAAAUUCAACAGCAGUAACACCAACAAACGGCAGAAGCUUGCUCAAGACUUCCUCAACUCCAUUGACCAGACUGGAGAGCUCUUAGCUAUGUUUGAGGACGAUGAGAUUGAUGAUGUCAAGCAAGAGCGGAUGGAGAGAGCAGAAAGACAAACACGAAUGAUGGACUCGGUCCAGUAUGCAGAAUUCUGUGAGAGUCGGCAAUUGAGUUUUUCAAAGAAAGCAUCCAAGUUUCGUGACUGGUUGGACUGUAGCAGUAUGGAAAUAAAGCCAAAUGCAGUUGCAAUGGAAAUUUUGGCAUAUUUAGCAUAUGAGACUGUGGCCCAGUUGGUGGACUUGGCCCUUCUGGUUAAGCAGGACAUGGCUCCGAAAGCUGGUGACCCGUUCAGUCAUGCCAUAUCUGCCACUUUCAUACAGUAUCACAAUUCUGCUGAGCCACAUCUCUUAGGGCAAUCUACAAGUGUGAAGACAAGUCUUGACUCUCCUGAAAACACACCACCUCCUACACCCACACCCCCAGCAUCAGCAGGACAGCAAUACCUUGGAAAAACCCCAUCAGGAGCCCUGGGAAAUGGUGGAAUUGGACAGGACUCUACCAAAUCCAAACAAAGGAAAAGAAAAAAGAGCACUGCAGCCUGUGGUAUAGAGGCUCAAAGCGAUGCCAUCCAGCCCAGCCACAUCAGAGAGGCCAUUCGACGCUAUGGCCACAAGAUUGGCCCCCUUUCCCCAUUCACAAGUGCCUACCGCAGAAAUGGGAUGACUUUUCUCGCCUGCUAGUAUGAAUGUGGCUGCAGCAACAGGAAAGACAGUGUUAUAUUAAGGUGAUUUUCUUUUCCCCUCCAUGGAAGGAAAAAAAAUACAAGCUCCGAUGUCUCAGUGUACCAGUGAGUGGGCUGGUUUGUUGUGACUAUCUGCUGGCUGACUGUCUCUUUUUCCAGCCCCCUCAAUCGUUAUUCUUGUUUACUAGCUGGAACAUUUAGCUAAUUAAUGGCAGGAUGUUUGGGAUAGGGUGUAGGUGGACAAGAAUGCAGAUCAGACAAUGCUGAAGUUUGCAGGGGACUAACUGCUGUCAGCCUCUUUCUGAAAUGCAAUGUCAUUUUUAUUUAAGUCUUUGGAAGUCUGUAUGUUCUCCUAGAGAUAUAUUUUUUUUAAAAGCAGGAUGAGGCAGAAGGAGGCCAGAGAUAGACUGGGUUAUAUGAGUUUUUCAAGGUUAUUAAAAGGUCAUAUGUGUUUUCCUUAUGAUCUUUACUGAAAGCAAAACUGUUUUCCACAAUUUUCCACUAUUUUCACUAUUCCUCCCAACUAAUUUUUAACUGUUCAGAUAGGGUAAUCCAGUUUAAUCCAAUGAGGAGCUUUUUUUAUGAGAGUAAUAGCUAGUUCAGAUCCAAAGAUACUCAGAGAAAAAGUUCAGAUUAACUGUACUUUACCAGUUAGAGACUUUUCUUUUUUUCAGAUCCAAGGAUAGUCUAAAUCAGCCCCAAAUUCUAGGUAUUUAAGUCUCCUAAGGCUCGAGCCAUCAGUAUCUGAAAUCAAGGAGAGCCUUUGCAGUGAUUUGGCACUGGAUUGGACCCCUAUUCGUAAAAAUGCAUCCUAAAGUACUUGAAUAGCUGUGUCUGUCUCAGUGGUUGUAGGCAAAGGCUUAACGCUAUGUACUUGCUCAGCAUUUGCUGCAGGAAGCAGAUGUUGUCUCUGUUAUUGACAAAGACAGCAUUACUGUUGGGUUUGGUUAAAGAAGAAAUGGGCUUUUUGCCUUUUUUAUAUUUUCGUUCACGUUGUUUGUUUUCAGAUUUAUUUUUUAAAUCUCAGUCCCUCCUUCUAUGCUUUUUCCCCAUCCGCUGCUCCUCCAGCCUUCGCUGGCCUCAAAAGCACAUUCAUUUCUUCCCAUAAAAACUGUACAAAUAUAGAGCUAACCACAAUGAUGCUUGACCAGAGAAAAGGGCUCAUGCUUCAGCCCAUCAUCAAGAUAUACAAGCAUGGACUGCUUGUAUCCCUGUGGUACCCCUUGGGCCCAGGGGGUCUGCUCCAGCCACUCUAAGCCCAGUCUUGAAAUCUAACUUAAACCCCAAAUUAAUACAGAGUGCUCAAGAUAUCAUGAGGAGAUGAUAGCAAAAUAUCACUUGCAUAUAGUUCAGCCAUCCUCCUCUUUUAUGCUUAGUAUGUGAGGUCUUAAUUUUUACUCGCAACAAUGCUCUUGUUGUCCUUUUAAGUGGUUUUGUUUCUCUGCUUUUCUGGACCUGCUUACAAAAACUUUAAAAAUACAUAUGUAUUUUAAAUAAACAGAAAAAUGCCUCUUCUCUUUACAACCAAAAUAUUGUGGAAGUGAGCUUUACACAUCAAAUAUUACUGCCAUUCAUAAAUUGCUAUUUUGUUUUACCUGCUUACGCUUCUAUUUUCUGGAAUCAAUUUGUGUGUAAAGGACUAAAAGUAAUGUGUACAAUGCAGUGUAUUAAAUGAGGGAGGGAAGUUUUCUGAUGUUUCAUCUGUACUUCUUGAAAUGUAUGAUUAAACUUUUCUUUUUAUCAUCA
This is a messenger RNA of Pezoporus flaviventris, 4178 nucleotides long. RefSeq names its product SPT3 homolog, SAGA and STAGA complex component (gene SUPT3H). The record is from RefSeq and is a predicted model, not a curated record. The transcript is spliced from 12 exons. Gene Ontology annotation, molecular function: transcription coactivator activity; protein heterodimerization activity. Bases 1297 to 2430 code for a protein of 377 amino acids. NCBI's taxonomy places the organism in Eukaryota, Metazoa, Chordata, Aves, Psittaciformes, Psittacidae. Gene Ontology annotation, biological process: transcription by RNA polymerase II.